AGUUGAGAGUCUUUCCUCAAAGUGUCACAUUGUGCUCUGUCCGGUCGAAAAUCGCGCUGUGUGGAGAGGACAAAAGUGCUGAUUUUGGUAAUUGGGAAAAUUUUCCAAGCAAUUCUAGAGGCGCUUUCGCUGGAGCCGCAGGAGAAUUUGUGUACAGAAAAAUUCAGCAGGUGCGGGACAAAAUUUCCGCGGCUGAGAUGAACGCUGAGGCACUAAAGUGGGGAAUCCGUGAGGAAUUUUUAAAUGUAAAUUAAGUGCAGAUAUACUCGCAAAAUUUAUUAGCACAUACAAGGUACAUAAUGUACAAACAUAUAUAAGUACUGCGGCAUUUCUUUUGAGACACUCCGGGUGUAUAUGCAAAUGAAUUAAAGACAAAAGUGAUUUUGCGGUCAAUUUGAAGUGGCGAACCCAGGAAAGACUUUCUUCGGCAUUUUCACUGCAGAGAGGGUGAGAGCGAAAACACUUUUGCUAGGCAACAUUUUUUAUUUAAAUUCACGACAACACCUGUGAAGUCGGUGACGGGUGAAAGAGGCGAGAAAAGCGCGGAGGGGAGCGAAUUUUUCGCCAAAGUGAAACGGAAAAGAGUGUGUUUGCUUUUGAGAAAUUGUGUGCAGCAAUUUUGCCUGUGCGGCGACACCAUCAGCGACCCCCUCGAUAAUUUACGAAACACGUUUUAAAUAAAGAGGAGGAUUUAUUCUUGGCGCAAGAACCCAAGUGGCUGAGGGACCGUGAAGGGCGAGACGGGAGAAAAUUUAUUUCUCUGAUAACCUGGUAUCUCGCAUAAUAUGUUUCUACAUGUGCAUUUGAGGUGUUGACAAACGGUUUCUCCAGGAUGGAGAUACGGGGCAUUGUUGUCACUACAAUGCGCCCCUUCACAGGCAUCCACAGCGGUGUUGACCAAAUGUUUGUAAUAUGUCUCUUGAGUCUACUUGGAGUGAUGUGCCAAUUGGCGGAGGGUCGUCACCACGACCUGAGCAGUACGCAGUCUUUUAAGUCGGGGCCAAAGCACAUUGCAUCCGUGGAAGCGGCGGCGGUGUCAGUUUUAGGCGAAUCAACGCUAGAAGUAUCGAGCGAGAGUGACGAUACCAUUUUUACUCCCUAUCUUGGCCACGGUGAUGCAGUGAGAGUGGUGGAUGCGGAACUGGGCACACUGGAGCGUGAAGGUGUCUCCGCUGGGAGUGACGGCACGACCCAGCCGCGGCGUCGCAACAUCAGCCGGCGCGAAUCGAAUCCGGAUGCCGAGGAGAACGAUCCGCUAAUUGUGACCACAGACAAGGGGAAGGUGAGAGGUGUUACAUUAACAUCUCCAGCAGGCAAGAAGGUGGACGCGUGGAUGGGGAUCCCGUACGCACAGCCACCUGUUGGGCCAUUGCGCUUCCGACACCCACGGCCGGCCGAACGGUGGUCCGGGAUCCUCAAUGCCACCACUCCGCCAAACACGUGUGUUCAGAUUGUCGAUACGCUCUUCGGCGACUUUCCGGGCGCCACUAUGUGGAAUCCUAACACGAAUCUCACAGAGGAUUGUCUCUACAUCAACGUUGCGGUGCCACAUCCACGCCCAAAGAACUCACCCGUCAUGCUGUGGAUCUUCGGUGGUGGAUUCUACUCAGGAACCUCUACGCUGGAUGUGUAUGAUCACAGAACCCUGGUGGCGGAGGAGAACAUCGUUCUGGUGUCCAUGCAAUACCGCGUGGCAAGUUUGGGUUUCCUCUAUCUGGGCACUCCGGAUGCACCUGGGAAUGCGGGUCUUUUCGAUCAGAACCUGGCGCUUCGGUGGGUUCGAGACAACAUUCACAGGUUCGGUGGUGAUCCAACGCGGGUCACACUGUUCGGCGAGAGUGCCGGCGCAGUGUCGGUUUCCAUGCAUCUACUGUCGGCCUUGUCUCACGACCUAUUCCAGCGAGCAAUCCUCCAGAGUGGCUCACCCACGGCACCAUGGGCCCUCAUCACCCGCGAGGAGGCCAUCAGUAGAGCCCUCCGUCUGGCCGAGGCAGUGGAGUGCCCCCAUGAGCGGGAAAACUUGCCAGAAGUGCUGGAUUGCCUUCGCGGGAAGGACGCCAAACAACUGGUGAAUAACGAGUGGAACAAUCUCGGAAUAUGCGAGUUUCCUUUCGUGCCGGUGGUCGAUGGAGCGUUCCUGGAUGAGACGCCACAGAGAUCUCUGGCAACUGGACGAUUCAAGAAGACAGACAUUCUGACGGGAAGCAAUACCGAGGAGGGAUACUACUUCAUCAUUUACUACUUGACGGAAUUGCUGAGGAAAGAAGAGGGCAUCACGGUGACACGUGAGGAGUUCCUUAAGGCUGUUCGAGAGCUCAAUCCUUAUGUGAAUGGUGCCGUGCGUCAAGCCAUCGUCUUCGAGUACACAGACUGGACUGAUCCAGAUAAUGCUCACAGCAAUCGAGAUGCACUGGAUAAAAUGGUCGGUGACUAUCAUUUCACAUGCAAUGUGAAUGAAUUUGCUCACAGAUAUGCCGAGGAGGGCAACAACGUCUAUAUGUAUCUCUACACCCAUCGCACUAAGGCAAAUCCCUGGCCACGCUGGACCGGCGUGAUGCAUGGGGAUGAAAUCAACUACGUCUUCGGGGAGCCACUCAAUCCCUCGCUCACCUACACGGACGAGGAGAAGGAGUUCAGCCGAAGGAUUAUGCGAUACUGGGUGAACUUUGCAAAGACUGGGAAUCCCAAUCCCGGAUAUGCGCCAAGCUUGCCCGAAUGGCCAAAACACAGUGCUCAUGGAAGACAAUACAUGGAACUAGGGCUCAAUACAACUUACCUUGGCCGCGGACCUCGGCUGAGACAGUGUGCUUUCUGGAAGAAAUACCUUCCACAGCUGAUUGCUGCCACGAAGGCCAGUUCGACAUCCGCCAAUCCCGCAAACUGCACCAGCGCUGGAAGCCACAUGAUCAGGAAUCCAAAUUUUUCCAUAGUCACCACACUCUUGGCCACGGUGGUUAUUUGGAGCGUCAACUAAUGACGCCCUUCCUGAUCAAGAGUACCACAAUUAUGUGUUUCGUCACAAUAAUUGCUAUUAAAAUUUAUAUACUCAAUUCACUCACGUGAAGUAACGCGGUUUACUCAUGAGUUAUUUUGAAACCAUAAAUAAGUCGAAAUCCAUGUUUGAUUCGCCAAGGAGAGACAUCCUUAAAAAUGAAGAAACUAUGGAAAAUUGUGAGAAAGUCAAUCCACCCAUGUUUAUUGCAUCCAUCCACCAUCCAAGAGAAUUAGGCAUAUAUUAUCUCUAAAGAGUACUCACUAUAACUUAAUUAUAAUAAUUAAGCAAUGAAUGCAAAUUGCAUUGAGUGGAAUUAGAUGAGCAUGCCCUCUAAAAGAAUCUGGUUCAGUUCAACCAGCAACUUCUAUACUUAUGCACUCACCAUGCAUAUUUAUAGGAUUCUAUGCAAUGAAUGAACUAUAAAUUAAUAAAUGUUCAAAUGUAUGAUGUCCCCAUGAGAUAGCUAUGCAGCAGAACAGGAAAUGUUGUUGAAAACAGCACAUAUGCUGUGGAUGAACCGCAUGAGAGGCUCUAUACGGCAUAAGGGAUGAAAAAAAAACACUAUCGGUCAUAAAUGUAGUGGCUUUAUACAUAAACAAUAUUUUAUUAUGUGAUGUAAGAAAUAAUCAAAUACUAACGAUUGCAAAAGUCUCGGCUUGACUGAAUUAUUAAUUUUAUUAUGUAAAACUAAAUAUACCUAGAAAGAAUUACCUAAAAGUAUAAUUAAUAAAGUGAAGAGAAAGAAAUUUUAAAUAUAAGAGAUAAUGGAAAAAAUGUUCAGAUAAAAACAUAUCAUUUAAGCUUACAAUUUAUUAGGGUGAAUAACAAAGUACUGUUAAAUGUGACCACUUGAGAAAAGCCUACAACAACCAUGUUCACGCAAUUGAUGACGGUAUAUAUGUAUAAUUGGCUUACAAACCUACCUCUUUGUUAUUUCUUAUUAUAUUUUUCGAAAUGGUGAAAUCAGAUAGACAAGCUAAUAAGAUGACAAGAAGAGGAAGAUUAUACUCGAUAGAACGUUGAUUAUAUCGCAAAUCUUGUUUCUAAUUUGGAAAAAUGGAUUAACUGCAAGUUGUAGUGCAACGAAUUUUUUUAAGCAUAAAAACCUAACACACUAAAUGUGCAUGUAUUUUAACACAAGACUCUAUUCAGUUGAUGUUAUUAUCUAUUUCGUUAAAUGAAUUGUAGGUAUAUAUUUACUGGUAAAUAGAACAGUUGUUGAUGUGUUGCAAAAUACGAAAUUAGGGAUGUCUGCAGAAGCGAUGCGGUAGAUUGAUAAAAAUACUAUGAAGAAAGCCAAAUAUACUUCCAAACUUAUUGAGUUCCUCCUGUUGCUAUACUUCUAAACUGUUUUUCAUCAUAAUAUAAAAAAAGGUCUCUUGCUUGAAACUCUUUCUACUAUGAGAAAUCGUUAAAAAAAAUUGAAUUUCCCAGUCUUUGCUGCCUUAUGUAUUGUGAACCAAAAAAGAAAAGAAAAACAAUAGGUUUGACAAGUUUAGAUUAUAAAAAUAGAUGACAUUUACGCUUUUAAGGCGAAUGAGGAAAUAAAAAGGUUUUUCAAUAAUGAAAUUUUUACACCUACAUAUUUAAUAUGGAGAAAAGUAAUUAGGAAAAAUUUGUCUAAAUAUCGUUCUAGUCAUAGAGAAGACAAAGAAUAAGGAAAUGCUUUUAAUUUUAAUAAUGGUAGGUGUAAGUGUAAGGAAACAAAAAAAAAUUGACAAAAAUACUAUGUCCUACUACAAAUUUUCAUAUUGAUAUCGUUUCUUACAACCUUACUUGGUAAGAUCAACGUAUUUCUACUCAUUUUUACGAGUGCCCAAACAAUCAUGUUACUUUCUAAUGGCAUUUUCCGUUUCUUCUCCUUUUCACCCACAAAACCAAAAUGCACCAUGACUAGGGAAAGCGGAAAAAAGUGGAAGGAGAUAAAAAAAUUAAUAAAAAAACUCAUUAUCGAUAACUAUAAGAAAUUAGUGAAUGAAUAAAGAGAAAAAUUGUUAUUGUGCAUAAAAGCGGAAUCACCUGCACGUACUGUUCCAAUCUGACACUAUAAAAUGCGUUAAAGAGAAUAACUAUAAAAUGAGGUAAUUUAAUAAACGACCAACUAAAUAAAUUUGUUUAAAAAAUGGAAAUACAUUUAAUAGAGACACGUAGAAAAUUUAGUAUAUGAAAAUAUAUGUAAAUAAUAUAUGAAGAAAAGGAAGCAAAUAAGAGGAGGAAUAACUAAAACUAGUUUCCUAUAUAGCAAAGGAUCUGUCAAAAGAUGCAAAACAUGCGACAAGAUUCAUUAUUUCUCGAAGUUUGUUCACAUCCGCUAAAAGAAACAAAAAAAAUAGUAUGUAAUAAUGUCUGACGUUUUUGUGCUUAAAAUAUUAAUUAAGCUUUGUAGUAGUGGCUAAUUCUAAAGGUGAAAAUAUGAUGAAGGUGACAAAGAGAUUGUGAAAUCGUCGAUGAAACGACGUGGAGAAAUACAAAUAAUUGCAAUCACAUAAAAUCGUCAAGUACUGUGAUGUGAACAUAGCUUCGAUUUCUAAUUUCAUUCAAAGAAAAAGGAAAGAAACACUGAUAAGAAGUGAAUACCGGAAAAUUGGAAAAUCUGGAGUCAAAAGCCAUCACACUCUGAGAGACGUUUUCAACAAAUACAGCCCUAAACAAAACCAGAUGUUUCAGUGAGAGAUGAAGUUAAGGGGAAAUUGUAGAGAACGAGGCUAAUGCAUUAACCUAAUUCACAAAACCUACAAUACUGAAAUUUUACUAUACUAGAUUACAAAAGAGAGAAGAAAAGAUAGUAUAAAGAUGAAGCAGACGUUUAGUACGAAUCUCAAUUGACAAGAAAACUUAAUAAUAGAGUUUAUGUAAUAUUAUUUAAAUGAUGAGAAAUGCUACUAAUUAGUCUAAUCAAGAUGAACAGAAAUACUUUCUCAAUUGCUCCUCAUAUAUAAACUUUUUACUAUUGUUUUAUAACUGAUCUAUAACACAAAACUGACUCGGAACUCAUGAAAAUUUCAUAGUGGAAAAAUAACAAAAAAAAGACAAGAAUCGAAAUGGAUAUUUACUAAAAGCGUUUAAUAAACCCUAUAUGAUGAUAAAAAGAAAUGAAAAAAUUUAUACAGCAACUGAUGAAAAAUAAAUAAAAGAGAAGAAAAAGCUAAUAAAUCACGCUACAUAUCUCCAUUGGUGCAAAACUAUAAUAUUUAAUAUUUACUAAUUAUAUACACACAUUAUAUAGAACAUAUGAAAAUUAAUAAGGAUAAUAAUAUUAAUCGAUUGUAUAUUAAUGACGAAAAGAAAUAUUGUAACAAAAAAUUAUUCAGAAUAACUCAAGAAAAGACAGAGAAAAUACAUUUUCUGUCAGCACAUCACAAAUAUAAAGGAAUAUUCAACUGAACAUGAUAAAAAAAACAGAUCCAUGGAAGAUCAUUUCAGACAUGGCUCUGUAAACUGAUAAACACAUGUCUUGAAAUAUUAUUUAAUACCAAAUCUCAUGAAUUUUUGAGAAACUUUAUGUAACACAGAAAGACAAGAGAGAAAAUCAGUAAUAUAUAUUUCUACUCAUUUGAUAUCUCAAUCGUUAAUAGUUCCAUUUUCUCUGGUAUUUUUCCCUUCCAUCAACUUUUCACGUGUGUCAUAAAUUAUGUCAUAGCCAUGAUGAAUUUCUUGCUAUCACGGCAAAUAAUUUACAAGACACCCAAUUCAUAUACAGCGAAUUAGUGUUACUAUGCUCCUAUGUAUCAAUAAGAUACUUUUCUUUUCUUCCCAAACAAAGAUACUGCAUUUGAGAACUAUAAUGAAACAUUACUAUAAAGAAUUACUGAGGCAUCAUUUGAAGGAAAGAGAAGGACAUGGAUUCACAGAGAAAGAGAAAUAUUUUAAAUUUGUAGAUAAUUAAGGCAUACUUAAGAAUUGUAGUAUUGCGCGCUCAUAUCAUCCAUUAUCACUGACAAAGUAUGUGCUUUUGGUGAAUGAAGUUUAUUGCAUUGCCUAUUUGUCACUGUUGUCAAGCCUAUAGCUUUUUGAAUGAAGUUGAUUUUGGGCAUUGAUUUUUAUAUAGAUUCGUGAUAUGGACGGAGAACUAUUGAAGAACCUGUUAUAAAAAUGCUUUCAAUUAAUACAUAUAUUAGGAAGACACAUUCUUUAAUUAUUAUUUAUGUGAACCAAAUUUUUGGGUAUAAUUAUGUAGCCAAAUAAUUUAGGUACACAUGCAGGUAUUUUACAUGAAAUACAAACAUUAUUUCCUUCCUUUCAAUGAAUUCCACAAGUACUUAAAACUGAUUGAGUAUUUCAAAAAUAUAUAUGCAUUAUGUAUAAGCUUUAUGAGUAAUGUUUGUCGAAUUUCUUUCAAAAGAUACCUAUUGUUGGAACAUGGAACAGCAUUAUAAAGUUUUAUGUACUCUGAGUAGUUGUACAUAUAGUGUCAAUCUAAUAAGCAUUUAUUUCAUUUAGCCAAACGUACAAUUGUUUCUUUCAAAGGAAAAUAUAUAUAAAAUAAGAAAUGAUUAGCUCAAUAUAUUAAUUGUGAUAACCAUAAUUUAAAAAAAAAAUGCACUAAACGGAUUUAAUGAAGAUGAACUUUGAGGCUAUCCGGAAAGAAAAGGAUGCGAGACAACUGAAAAACGAGGUGGACACACACAACUGAUAAAUAAAUCUUAUCUAAUAUAGUAAAAAAGGAGAAAAGUAAUAUAGUUAAAAAAAA
This is a messenger RNA of Phlebotomus argentipes, 7685 nucleotides long. RefSeq names its product acetylcholinesterase-like. Bases 833 to 2974 code for a protein of 713 amino acids. The transcript is spliced from 8 exons. NCBI's taxonomy places the organism in Eukaryota, Metazoa, Arthropoda, Insecta, Diptera, Psychodidae. Gene Ontology annotation, cellular component: plasma membrane. Gene Ontology annotation, biological process: acetylcholine catabolic process; choline metabolic process. Gene Ontology annotation, molecular function: acetylcholinesterase activity. The record is from RefSeq and is a predicted model, not a curated record.